Molecule: messenger RNA, 2949 nt
Organism: Exophiala aquamarina CBS 119918
Lineage: Eukaryota; Fungi; Ascomycota; Eurotiomycetes; Chaetothyriales; Herpotrichiellaceae
Exons: 2
Coding region: 1-2949 (982 amino acids)
Biological process (GO): protein autophosphorylation; phosphorelay signal transduction system
Molecular function (GO): phosphorelay sensor kinase activity; histidine phosphotransfer kinase activity
Source: RefSeq, a predicted model, not a curated record
AUGGCCACAUCCAGUAUACAGAAUGGUGCGGUCCGCCAGCUUGAACCACACUGGAAUGGGGGUUUGAUUGCAGCCUCAAUCAUAGUCUCCUUGCUAGGAGCAUUCACUUCCACUCAGAUGUUCUGUCAAGCCCGGACUUCGCGAUACUUUUCGGGAAUACUGGUCUGGACCAUUCUAGGCAGUUUAACAUUUGGCUUCUGUUCAAUAUGGAGUUUGCAUUUCAUUGCAAUGCUAGCCUGCGAGCUCGAUCUCCCAAUUGGUCUGAAUGUACCAUUGACAAUAUUAAGUGCUGCGUUAGCUGUGACUUUCACUUUUCUGGCACUUUUCUCAGAUCUGCUUCGGUCUCGAUAUCUUGAAUAUCUUAAAACACAGCGAAAGAGAAGGCGCACAAAACGCAAGCAGACCAGGGAUGAUUAUGUCGCGCCAGAUGAGGAAGGUAUGCAGAGUACGGAUGCUCUACUUGGUAACUAUCCAGAUGCCAGUAUGAACAGCACCGGUAGCAGACUGCUGUUGACUCCGGACGAAGCUUCACCUCCUCAACGAGAACUUCGGCGACAAGACAGCGAUGGAAGAACAAGUCUUGGUCCACUGGAGGCACAUUUCCAUGGCGUCAAUGGUAGUGCUGCACAACUGCCUUCACCCGCUUUAAGCAUUUCUCCAACCCGCGUGCUGGGUCCCUUCGCAUCAAUGGCCAAUGAAUCAUCCGGCGACUCUGUUGAGGAUACUGACAGUAUUCCAAGAAGCUCGAGCGAAGAUGAUCCUUCUCGCCGGUCGUCUGUGACAUUGGCUUCAAACAGUAGUGAUUAUUCUCUCCCUCGAUUUAUGAGUUUCAAACUUGCCCAAUCCACAACGACCGAAGCCACAAACGUGGUGGUAGGUACUGCAAAAGGAAUUUAUCAGGGCGCUACAUUGCGAAAUUUCUGCCGUGGUUUCAUCUGGUCCCUGGCCAUCUCGAGCAUGCAUUACAGCGGCAUCGUUGCCUUGAGGAUACCGGAUGGUUACUUUACCGUUCAACCUUUUGUCGUCCUUCUUUCUGCUUCCAUUAGUUGGCUCGUUUGCACUCUCGCCAGCAUCUUGAUUCCCAGAAUUGAGGUCAAUCUAGCCCAGCAACUAUUAUUCUCUGUUGUUGCAGCUACCGGUGUUGCGGCCAUGCAUUUUACUGGCAUGUGGGCUACUACCUUUUGGUCGCGGGCCGAGCCAACCCACAACAGAGGUUACCCACCUAGAUUAGCGAUCGCAGUUGGGACGAUUGCCAUCGGAACAUGCAUUCUUGCCAAUGGCCUUUUAGCUCAUACUGCCACGAUGGCACGAAACAAACUUGCCGAGGUCGUCCAGACCAAGAGAAAGUUAUGGGCGGCAAUUGCACAGAAGGAGAAUGCCGAGGCCGCAGCUGCAGCUCGAAGUGAAUUCAUUGCAUCAGCUUCCCACGAGAUCCGUACACCAUUACAUCAAUUGCAAGGCUAUGGUGAUUUGUUAGCGCGAACACCGCUGACCGAGGAAGGUCGUCUCUUGUUGCUUGCGAUCCAACGAGCGACUCGGUCACUUUCUAUGAUUACUGCGAAUGUUCUAGACUGGUCAAGAUUAGAAAAGGGCGAGGCGCAUUGUCGACCAUCCAGUCUCAACUUACGUCAAGUAUGCGAAUCUAUUCUCAACAUUCUUCCCAACCGGGAUGAUGAUGACUUCGAAACCGAACUCCUGGUGGUGGUCUCACCAGAAGUUCCCAACUCCAUUUUCCUGGACGAGACUUACCUUCAACGGGUUUUGAUGAAUCUCCUGACAAACGCUCUCAAAUUUACACACUCUGGCUACGUAUUACUCAUGAUUGAAUCGAGGGAUAAUGUCUUGAAUAUCAGAGUCCAAGAUUCAGGGUCUGGGAUAAGCGAGUCCUUCAUCCCUCAACUGUUUGAGCCAUUUAAGCAAGCUCAGACAUUGGGUGCCGAGAGAGGGACCGGCCUCGGUUUGGCCAUCAUUAAGCAACUACUCGAGAAGAUGCAGGGUACAAUAACUGUGGAAAGCAACCAUUUCCAAGUUGAAGGAAUCGGGCAUCAGAAGUCAGGCAGCACAUUCGGUAUCGAAAUUCCAGUGCCCACGAGUUCAGGUUCGCCCCGUACGAUUGGCUCAAUAGGUCUGGGUUGUAGUGAGGUGGCCGUCUUUGCUCCUUCCAGCGGUCGAUUCAUGGAAGGAUUUCGAAUGGCGUGGGCGGCUUUUGGAUUCGACGUCAUCCUGGCUGAUGCAGAUGAUAAAAUUCCUGAUUCUUGGAAGGCCAUAUGGACUGAUGUAAAGUUCUUGAGCACGCGCCCCAAACUGCUUGAACGUCUGCUCCGGCUCCAAGACCAGUUUGUCCUUGUGUCCUAUGACUCUCAAUUAGUGUUGGAUAAAACCGUCGGGUCUGUGCCUCCAUCGCAUAUUAUUCCAAUCAAGCGGCCAUUUGUAUGGCAUCGAAUUAUUGAAAGUGUGGCCAAAGCAGUACGAUCUGGGAAAUCUGCUGUCGAUCGAGCAGUCAGAUUUGCACCUGUGGUUGAAGUGGUGGAAGAGGGAACUCCGACCAUGGAGAAGCAAAACCUCCAGGGCUUCACUAUUCUUCUGGUGGAGGACAAUAAGAUCAAUCAAAAGUUGGGCGUUAAGAUGCUGAAGCUAUUAGGAUAUAAUGUCCUGUUGGCAGAUGACGGAGAAGAAGCGAUCGAGAAAGUGCUGGCGCAUGAUCUAGAAAUCGAUUUGAUCUUGAUGGACCAGUCUAUGCCACGCAAGGAUGGUAUUACUGCCACCAAACAACUCCGAGAGAUGGAGGAUACGGGAGGGUUAACUCGAAGGCGACCUAUUGUCAUGGCUACAGCUGUUGUUGGGCCAGAUGCUCAGGCCCUUUGCAUGUCAGCCGGAGCAGAUGCCUUCCUCACCAAGCCACUAUCGCUUUCACAACUUGAGCGAGCGAUGCAAAGAUUCCUUGGAUGA